Messenger RNA from Ostreobium quekettii, 276 nucleotides. The record is from the annotation of a GenBank genome assembly. NCBI's taxonomy places the organism in Eukaryota, Viridiplantae, Chlorophyta, Ulvophyceae, Bryopsidales, Ostreobiaceae.
AUGGGCAUAUACAGCGACAACGCUGUCGAAGGCGAUGCUGAUGGCCUGACUUGGGCAUCGUUCAAGGACGACAAGAACUGCAUGGGAUUCUUGAUGGUCACCUUGAUUGCAGAAUGGCCGCUGUUCAUGAUGGCGGCAUGGUACGUUGAACAGGUGUUCUCUUCCGGCAUAGGUGUCCAUCGACAUCCUUUAUAUUUUCUGGGCGGAUUCUGCAAGACGAGGAGCGCUCAAGUUGAUCAGCCCAAGAAACUGGCGGGGGAUUCUGCGGCGCCAUAA